Molecule: messenger RNA, 16680 nt
Organism: Closterium sp. NIES-65
Lineage: Eukaryota; Viridiplantae; Streptophyta; Zygnematophyceae; Desmidiales; Closteriaceae
Source: the annotation of a GenBank genome assembly
GUGGACGUGGACGUGGACGAGGACCUGGACGUGGACGUGGACGUGGACGUGGAUGUGGUUGUGGACGUGGAUGUGGUCGUGGACGUGGACGUCGACGUGGACGUGGACCUGGACGUGGUCGUUGACGUGGUCUUGGUGGACGUGGACGUGGACGUGGACGUGGAGGACGUGGACGUGGACGUGGACAUGGUCGUGGACUUGGACGUGGACGUGGACGUGGUGGUGGACGUGGACGUAGACGUGGACGUGGACGUGGACGUGGUCGUGGACGUGGACGUAAACGUGGACGUGGUCGUGGACGUGGACGUGGACGUUCUGGACGUGGACGUUCUGGACGUGGACGUUGUCGUGGACGUGGACGUGGUCGUGGACGUGGUCGCGGACGUGGUGGACGUGGACGUGGAGGACGUGGACGUGGACGUGGAGGACGUGGACGUGGACUUGGUUGUGGACGUGGUCGUGGACGUGGACGUGGACGUGGACUUGGACGUGGACGUGGACGUGGACGUGGUCGUGGUCGUGGACGUGGACGUGGUCGUGGACGUGGAUGUGGACGUGGUCGUGGACGUGGUCGUGGACAUGGACAUGGACUUGGACGUGGACGUGGACGUGGACGUGGACGUGGUCGUGGACGUGGACGUGGACGUGGACGUGGUCGUGGACGUGGACGUGGACAUGGACGUGGUCGUGGACGUGGACCUGGACGUGGACCUGGACCUGGACGUGGUCGCGGACGUGGUCGUGGACGUGGACGUGGAUGUAGACGUGGAUCAGGACGUGGUCGUGGACGUGGACGUGGAGGUGGACACGGACAUGGACGUGGACGUGGUCAUGGACGUGGUCGUGGACGUGGACGUGGACGUGGACGUGGACCUGGACGUGGACCUGGACGUAGACGUGGACGUGGAUGUGGACGUUGACAUCGACGUGGACGUGGACGUGGACGUGGGCGUGGACGUGGACGUUGAGGUGGUCGUGGACGUGGUCGUGGACGUGGACGUGGACGUGGACGUGGACGUGGACGUGGGCGUGGACGUGGACGUGGGCGUGGACGUGGGCGUGGUCGUGGACGUGGAGGUGGACGUCGACGUGGACGUGGACGUGGACGUGGACGUGGUCGUGGACGUGGUCUUGGACGUGGACGUGGACGUGGACGUGGUCGUGGAUGUGGAGAUGGACGUGAACGUGGACGUGGACGUAGACCUGGACCUGGACGAGGACCUGGACGUGGACGUGGACGUGGGCGUGGAGGUGGAGGUGGACGUGGAGGUGGACGUGGAGGUGGACAUGGACGUGGACGUGGACCUGGACGUGGACGUGGACGUGGACGUCCACGUGGACGUGGGCGUGGACGUGGACGUGGGCGUGGACGUGGGCGUGGACGUGGACGUGGACGAAGACGUGGACGUGGAGUUGGACAUGGACGUGGACAUGGACGUGGACGUGGACGUGGACGUGAACGUGGACGUGGUCGUGGUCGUGGACGUGGUCGUGGACGUUGACGUGGACGUGGACGUGGACGUGGACGUGGACGUGGACGUGGACGUGGACGUGGUCGUGGACGUGGUCGUGGACGUGGACGUGGACGUGGACGUAGACGUGGUCGUUGACGUGGGCGUGGACGUGGUCGUGGACGUGGACGUGGACGUGGACAUGGAGGUGGACGUGGACGUGGACGUGGUCGUGGACGUGGUCGUGGAGGUGGACGUGGACGUAGACGUGGACGUGGACAUGGACGUGGAGGUGGCCGGGGACGUGGACAUGGACAUGGACGUGGACGUGGACGUGGACGUGGUCGUGGACGUGGUCGUGGUCGUGGACGUGGUCGUGGACGUGGACUUGGACGUGGACGUGGACUUGGACGUAGACGUGGACGUGGACGUGGACGUGGAGGUGGACGUGGUCAUGGAGGUGGACAUGGUCGUGGACGUAGUGGACAUGGACGUGGACGUGGACGUGGACGUGGUCGUGGACGUGGACGUGCACGUGGUCAUGGACGUGGACGUGGACGUGGACGUGGACAUGGACCUGGACGUGGUCGUUGACGUGGUCGUGGACGUGGACAUGGACUUGGACGUGGACGUGGACGUGGACGUGGAGGACGUGGACGUGGACGUGGAGGACGACGUGGAAGUGGACGUGGUCGUGGAGGUGGACGUGGACGUGGACGAGGACGUGGACGUGGACGUGGACGUGGACGUGGAUGUGGUCGUGGACGUGGACGUGGUCGUGGACGUGGACGUCGACGUGGACGUGGACCUGGACGUGGUCGUUGACGUGGUCUUGGUGGACGUGGACGUGGACAUGGAGGACGUGGACGUGGACAUGGUCGUGGACUUGGACGUGGAAGUGGACGUGGUGGUGGACGUGGACGUGGACGUGGACGUGGACGUGGUCGUGGACGUGGACGUAAACGUGGACGUGGUCGUGGACAUGGACGUGGACGUUCUGGACGUGGACGUUCUGGACGUGGACGUUGUCGUGGACGUGGACGUGGUCGUGGAAGUGGUCGUGGACGUGGUGGACGUGGACGUGGAGGACGUGGACGUGGACGUGGAGGACGUGGACGUGGACUUGGUUGUGGACGUGGUCGUGGACGUGGACGUGGACGUGGACUUGGACGUGGACGUGGACGUGGACAUAGACGUGGUCGUGGACGUGGUGGACGUGGACGUGGACGUGGAGGACGUGGACGUGGAGGACGUGGACGUGGACGUGGUUGUGGACGUGGACGUGGUCGUGGACGUGGACGUGGUCAUGGACAUGGACGUGGACGUGGGCGCAGACGUCGAGGUGGUCGUGGACAUGGACGUGGACGUGGUCGUGGACGUGGUCGUGGACAUGGACAUGGACAUGGACUUGGACGUGGACGUGGACGUGGUCGUGGACGUGGACGUGGACGUGGACAUGGACGUGGUCGUGGAUGUGGACCUGGACGUGGACCUGGACCUGGACGUGGUCGUGGACGUGGUCGUGGACGUGGACGUGGAUCUAGACGUGGAUCAGGACGUGGUCGUGGACGUGGACGUGGAUCUAGACGUGGAUCAGGACGUGGUCGUGGACGUGGACGUGGAGGUGGACCUGAACGUGGACGUGGACGUGGAUACGGACGUGGACGUGGACGUGGACGUGGACAUGGACGUCCACGUGGACGUGGGCGUGGACCUGGACGUGGGCGUGGACGUGGACGUAGGCGUGGACGUGGACAUGGACGUGGACGUGGAUGUGGAGCUGGACAUGGACGUGGACAUGGACGUGGACGUGGACGUGGACGUGGUCGUGGACGUGGUCAUGGUCGUGGACGUGGUCGUGGACGUUGACGUGGACGUGGACGUGGACGUGGAGGUGGACAUGGACGUAGUCGUAGACGUGGUCGUGGACGUGGACGUGGACGUGGACAUGGUCGUUGACGUGGUCGUAGACGUAGACGUGGACGUAGACGUAGACGUGGACUUGGACGUGGUCGUGGACGUGGACGUGGUCGUGGACGUGGACGUGGACGUGGACAUGGACGUUGUCGUGGACGUGGUCGUGGACGUGGACAUGGAGGUGGACGUGGACGUGGUCGUGGACGUGGACGUGGACGUGGACCUGGACGUGGACGUGGACCUGGACGUGGACGUGGACGUGGACGUGAAGGUGGACGUGGACGUGGUCGUGGACGUGGACGUGGACGUGGUCGUGGACCUGGACGUGGUCGUGGACGUGGACGUGGACGUGGACGUGGACGUGGACGUGGACAUGGACGUGGACGUGGACGUGGACAUGGACGUGGACGUGGACGUGGACUUGGACGUGGACGUGGACGUGGACGUGGAGGUGGACGUGGACGUGGUCGUGGACGUGGACCUGGACGUGGACCUGGACGUGGACGUGGACGUGGACCUGGACGUGGACCUGGACGUGGACGUGGAUGUGGACGUGGACGUGGACGUGGUCGUGGACGUGGACUUGGACGUGGACGUGGACUUGGACGUAGACGUGGACGUGGACGUGGACGUGGAGGUGGACGUGGUCAUGGAGGUGGACAUGGUCGUGGACGUAGUGGACGUGGACGUGAACGUGGACGUAGUCGUGGACGUGGACGUGGAUGUGGUCGUGGACGUGGACGUGGACAUGGACGUGGACAUGGACCUGGACGUGGUCGUUGACGUGGUCGUGGACGUGGACGUGGACGUGGACGAGGACCUGGACGUGGACGUGGACGUGGACGUGGAUGUGGUUGUGGACGUGGAUGUGGUCGUGGACGUGGACGUCGACGUGGACGUGGACCUGGACGUGGUCGUUGACGUGGUCUUGGUGGACGUGGACGUGGACGUGGACGUGGAGGACGUGGACGUGGACGUGGACAUGGUCGUGGACUUGGACGUGGACGUGGACGUGGUGGUGGACGUGGACGUAGACGUGGACGUGGACGUGGUCGUGGACGUGGACGUAAACGUGGACGUGGUCGUGGACGUGGACGUGGACGUUCUGGACGUGGACGUUCUGGACGUGGACGUUGUCGUGGACGUGGACGUGGUCGUGGACGUGGUCGUGGACGUGGUGGACGUGGACGUGGAGGACGUGGACGUGGACGUGGAGGACGUGGACGUGGACUUGGUUGUGGACGUGGUUGUGGACGUGGACGUGGACGUGGACUUGGACGUGGACGUGGACGUGGACGUGGUCGUGGACGUGGUGGACGUGGACGUGGACGUGGAGGACGUGGUCGUGGACGUGGACGUGGUCGUGGACGUGGAUGUGGACGUGGUCGUGGACGUGGUCGUGGACAUGGACAUGGACUUGGACGUGGACGUGGACGUGGACGUGGACGUGGUCGUGGACGUGGACGUGGACGUGGACGUGGUCGUGGACGUGGACGUGGACAUGGACGUGGUCGUGGACGUGGACCUGGACGUGGACCUGGACCUGGACGUGGUCGCGGACGUGGUCGUGGACGUGGACGUGGAUGAAGACGUGGAUCAGGACGUGGUCGUGGACGUGGACGUGGAGGUGGACACGGACAUGGACGUGGACGUGGUCAUGGACGUGGUCGUGGACGUGGACGUGGACGUGGACGUGGACCUGGACGUGGACCUGGACGUAGACGUGGACGUGGAUGUGGACGUUGACAUCGACGUGGACGUGGACGUGGACGUGGGCGUGGACGUGGACGUUGAGGUGGUCCUGGACGUGGUCGUGGACGUGGACGUGGACGUGGACGUGGACGUGGACGUGGGCGUGGACGUGGACGUAGGCGUGGACGUGGGCGUGGUCGUGGACGUGGACGUGGACGUCGACGUGGACGUGGACGUGGACGUGGACGUGGACGUGGUCGUGGACGUGGUCUUGGACGUGGACGUGGACGUGGACGUGGUCGUGGACGUGGUCUUGGACGUGGACGUGGACGUGGACGUGGUCGUGGAUGUGGAGAUGGACGUGAACGUGGACGUGGACGUAGACCUGGACCUGGACGAGGACCUGGACGUGGACGUGGACGUGGGCGUGGAGGUGGAGGUGGACGUGGAGGUGGACGUGGAGGUGGACAUGGACGUGGACGUGGACCUGGACGUGGACGUGGACGUGGACGUCCACGUGGACGUGGGCGUGGACGUGGACGUGGGCGUGGACGUGGGCGUGGACGUGGACGUGGACGAAGACGUGGACGUGGAGUUGGACAUGGACGUGGACAUGGACGUGGACGUGGACGUGGACGUGAUCGUGGACGUGGUCGUGGUCGUGGACAUGGUCGUGGACGUUGACGUGGACGUGGACGUGGACGUGGACGUGGACGUGGACGUGGACGUGGACGUGGUCGUGGACGUGGUUGUGGACGUGGACGUGGACGUGGACGUAGACGUGGUCGUUGACGUGGACGUGGACGUGGUCGUGGACGUGGACGUGGACGUGGACGUGGAGGUGGACGUGGACGUGGACGUGGUCGUGGACGUGGUCGUGGAGGUGGACGUGGACGUAGACGUGGACGUGGACGUGGACGUGGAGGUGGCCGGGGACGUGGACAUGGACAUGGACGUGGACGUGGACGUGGACGUGGUCGUGGACGUGGUCGUGGUCGUGGACGUGGUCGUGGACGUGGACUUGGACGUGGACGUGGACUUGGACGUAGACGUGGACGUGGACGUGGACGUGGAGGUGGACGUGGUCAUGGAGGUGGACAUGGUCGUGGACGUAGUGGACAUGGACGUGGACGUGGACGUGGACGUGGUCGUGGACGUGGACGUGGACGUGGUCAUGGACGUGGACGUGGACGUGGACAUGGACCUGGACGUGGUCGUUGACGUGGACGUGGAAGUGGACGUGGUCGUGGAGGUGGACGUGGACGUGGACGAGGACGUGGACGUGGACGUGGACGUGGACGUGGAUGUGGUCGUGGACGUGGACGUUGUCGUGGACGUGGACGUCGACUUGGACGUGGACCUGGACGUGGUCGUUGACGUGGUCUUGGUGGAUUUGGACGUGGACAUGGAGGACGUGGACGUGGACGUGGACAUGGUCGUGGACUUGGACGUGGAAGUGGACGUGGUGGUGGACGUGGACGUGGACGUGGACGUGGUCGUGGACGUGGACGUAAACGUGGACGUGGUCGUGGACGUGGACGUGGACGUUCUGGACGUGGACGUUCUGGACGUGGACGUUGUCGUGGACGUGGACGUGGUCGUGGACGUGGUCGUGGACGUGGUGGACAUGGACGUGGAGGACGUGGACGUGGACGUGGAGGACGUGGACGUGGACUUGGUUGUGGACGUGGUCGUGGACGUGGACGUGGACGUGGACUUGGACGUGGACGUGGACGUGGACAUAGACGUGGUCGGGGACGUGGUGGACGUGGACGUGGACGUGGAGGACGUGGACGUGGAGGACGUGGACGUGGACGUGGUCGUGGACGUGGACGUGGUCGUGGACGUGGACGUGGUCAUGGACGUGGACGUGGACGUGGGCGCAGACGUCGAGGUGGUCGUGGACGUGGACGUGGACGUGGUCGUGGACGUGGUCGUGGACAUGGACAUGGACUUGGACGUGGACGUGGACGUGGACGUGGUCGUGGACGUGGACCUGGACGUGGACCUGGACCUGGACGUGGUCGUGGACGUGGUCGUGGACGUGGACGUGGAUCUAGACGUGGAUCAGGACGUGGUCGUGGACGUGGACGUGGAUCUAGACGUGGAUCAGGACGUGGUCGUGGACGUGGACGUGGAGGUGGACGUGAACGUGGACGUGGACGUGGAUACGGACGUGGACGUGGACGUGGUCAUGGACGUGGUCGUGGACGUGGACGUGGACGUGGACGUGGACCUGGACGUGGACCUGGACGUAGACGUGGACGUGGAUGUGGACGUUGACGUGGACGUGGACGUGGACGUGGACGUGGGCGUCGACGUGGACGUUGAGGUGGUCCUGGACGUGGUCGUGGACGUGGACGUGGACGUGGACGUCGACGUGGACAUGGACGUCCACGUGGACGUGGGCGUGGACCUGGACGUGGGCGUGGACGUGGACGUAGGCGUGGACGUGGACAUGGACGUGGACGUGGACGUGGAGCUGGACAUGGACGUGGACAUGGACGUGGACGUGGACGUGGACGUGGUCGUGGACGUGGUCAUGGUCGUGGACGUGGUCGUGGACGUUGACGUGGACGUGGACGUGGAGGUGGACGUGGACGUUGUCGUAGACGUGGUCGUGGUCGUGGACGUGAACGUGGACAUGGUCGUUGACGUGGUCGUAGACGUAGACGUGGACGUAGACGUAGACGUGGACUUGGACGUGGUCGUGGACGUGGACGUGGUCGUGGACGUGGACGUGGACGUGGACAUGGACGUUGUCGUGGACGUGGUCGUGGACGUGGACGUGGACGUGGAGGUGGACGUGGACGUGGUCGUGGACGUGGACGUGGACGUGGACUUGGACGUGGACGUGGACCUGGACGUGGACGUGGACGUGGACGUGGACGUGGACGUGGACGUGGACGUGGUCGUGGACGUGGACGUGGACGUGGUCGUGGACCUGGACGUGGUCGUGGACGUGGACGUGGACGUGGACGUGGACGUGGACAUGGACUUGGACGUGGACGUGGACAUGGACAUGGACGUGGACGUGGACUUGGACGUGGACGUGGACGUGGAGGUGGACGUGGACGUGGUCGUGGACGUGGACCUGGACGUGGACCUGGACGUGGACGUAGACGUGGGCGUGGACGUGGACGUGGAGGUGGACGUGGGCGUGGUAGUGGACGUGGACGUGGACGUGGACGUGGACCUGGUCGUGGACGUGGACGUGGAUGUGGACGUGGUCCUGGACGUGGACGUGGACGUGGACGUGGUCGUGGACGUGGACGUGGACGUGGUCGUGGACGUGGACGUUGACGUGUACGUGGACGUGGACCUGAACGUGGACGUGGACGUGGACGUAGACGUGGACGUGGACGUGGACUUGGACGUGCACGUGGACGUGGACGUGGACCUGGACGUGGACGUGGACAUGGACGUGGUCCUGGACGUGGUCGUGGACAUGGAUGUGGACCUGGACGUGGACGUGGACGUGGACGUGGUCGUGGACGUGGACGUGGACGUGGACGUGUACGUGGACGUGGUCGUGGACGUGGACCUGGACGUGGACGUGGACGUGGACGUGGUCGUGGACGUGGACGUGGACGUGGUCGUGGACGUGUACGUGGACGUGGACGUGGACGUGGACGUGGACGUGGAGAACGUGGACGUGAACGUGGAGGACGUAGACGUGGACGUGGACAUGGACGUGGACGUGGAGGACGUGGACCUGGACGUGGAGGAUGUGGACAUGGACGUGGACGUGGUCGUGGACGUGGACGUGGUCGUGGACGUGGACGUGGACGUGGUCGUGGACGUGGACGUGGACGUGGACGUGGAGGUGGAGGUGGACGUGGAGGUGGAGGUGGACGUGGACGUAAACGUGGACGUGGACCUGGACGUGGACGUGGACGUCGACGUGGACGUGGACGUCGACGUGGACGUGGGCGUGGACUUGGACGUGGGCGUGGACGUGGACGUGGACGUGGACGUGGACCAAGACGUGGACGUGGACGUGGACGUGGUCGUGGACGUGGUCGUGGACGUGGACGUGGACGUGGACGUGGAGGUGGACGUGAACGUGGACGUGGACGUGGUCGUGGACGUGGUCGUGGUCGUGGACGUGGACGUGGACGUGGUCGUUGACGUGGACGUGGACGUGGACGUGGUCGUGGACAUGGACAUGGACGUGGACGUGGACCUGGAGGUGGAGGUGGACGUGGACGUUGGCCUGGACAUGGACGUGGAGGUGGACGUGGACGUGGACGUGGACAUGGACGUGGACGUGGACGUGAACGUGGUCGUGGACGUGGUCGUGGACGUGGACGUGGACGUGAACGUGGUCGUGGACCUGGACGUGGUCGUGGACGUGGACGUGGACCUGGACGUGGACGUGGACGUGGACGUGGACGUUGAGGACUUGGACGUGGACGUGGACGUGGACGUGGACGUGGACGUGGACGUGGUCGUGGACGUGGACGUGGACGUGGACGUGGACGUGGACGUGGUCGUGGACGUGGACGUGGACAUGGACGUGGACGUGGACAUCGACGUGGACGUGGACGUGGACGUGGACGUGGACGUGGACGUGGACGUGGACGUGGACGUGGACGUGCACGUGGACGUGGACGUGGACCUGGACGUGGACGUGGAUGUGGACGUGGACGUGGACGUGGACAUGGACGUGGACGUGGACGUGGACGUGGUCGUGGACGUGGUCGUGGUCGUGGACGUGGACGUGGACGUGGACCUGGACGUGGACGUGGACAUGGACGUGGACGUGGGCAUGGACGUGGACGUGGAGGUGGACGUGGGCGUGGUAGUGGACGUGGACGUGGACGUGGACCUGGUCGUGGACGUGGACGUGGACGUGGACGUGGUCCUGGACAUGGACGUGGACGUGGACGUGGACGUGGUCGUGGACGUUGACGUGGACGUGGACGUGGUCAUGGACGUGGACGUUGACGUGUACGUGGACGUGGACCUGAACGUGGACGUGGACGUGCACAUGCACGUGGACGUGGAUGUGGACCUGGACGUGGACUUGGGCGUGGACGUGGACGUGGACGUGGACGUGGUCGUGGACGUGGUCGUGGACGUGGACGUGGUCGUGGACGUGGUCGUGGACGUGGACGUGGUCGUGGACGUGGACAUGGACGUGGACAUGGACUUGGACGUGGACGUGGACGUGGACGUGGACGUGGUCGUGGACGUGGACGUGGACAUGGACGUGGUCCUGGACGUGGACGUGGACAUGGACGUGGACCUGGACGUGGACGUGGACAUGGACGUGGUCGUGGACGUGGACGUGGACGUGGUCGUGGACGUGUACGUGGACGUGGACUUGGACGUGGACGUGGACGUGGACGUGGACGUGAUCGUGGACGUGCUCGUGGACGUGGACGUGGACGUGGACGUGGUCGUGGACGUCGACGUCGACGUCGACGUGGUCGUGGACGUGGACGUGGACGUGGAGAACGUGGACGUGAACGUGGAGGACGUAGACGUGGACGCGGACAUGGACGUGGACGUGGAGGACGUGGACCUGGACGUGGAGGACGUGGACGGGGACGUGGACGUGGACGUGGUCGUGGACGUGGACGUGGACCUGGACGUGGACGUGGACGUGGACGUAGACGUGGGCGUGGACGUGGACGUGGAGGUGGACGUGGGCGUGGUCGUGGACGUUGACGUGGACGUGGACGUGGACGUGGACCUGGUCGUGGUCGUGGACGUGGACGUGGACGUGGACGUGGUCGUGGACGUGGACGUGGACGUGGGCGUGGACGUGCACGUGGACGUGGAGGACGUGAACGUGGACGUGGAGGACGUCGACGUGGACGUGGACGUGGACGUGGAGGACGUGGACCUGGACGUGGAGGACAUGGACGACGUGGACGUGGACGUGGUCGUGGACGUGGACGUGGACGUGGUCGUGGACGUGGACGUGGACGUGGUCGUGGACGUGGACGAGGUCGUGGAUGUGGACGUGGACGUGGACGUGGACAUGUACUUGGAGGAGGUGGACGUGGACGUGGAGGACGUGGACGUGGACGUUGUCGUGGACGUGGACCUGGACGUGGACCUGGACGUAGACGGGGACGUGGAUGUGGACGUUGACGUGGACGUGGGCGUGGACAUGGACGUGGACGUGGUCCUGGACGUGGUCGUGGACGUGGACGUGGACCAGGACGUGGACGUGGACGUAGACGUGGAUGUGGACGUGGUCGUGGACGUGGACGUGGUCGUGGACGUGGACGUGGAUGUGGACGUGGUCGUGGACGUGGACGUUGACUUGGACGUGGACGUGGACGUGGACGUGGACGUGGUCGUGGACGUGGACGUGGACUUGGACGUGGACGUGGAUGUGGUCGUGGACCUGGACGUGGACGUGGACGUGGUCGUGGACGUGGUCGUGGACGUGGACGUGGACGUGGACGUGGUCGUGGACGUGGACGUGGUCGUGGACCUCGACGUGGACGUGGACGUGGUCGUGGACAUGGUCGUGGACGUGGACGUGGACGUGGUCGUGGACGUGGCCAUGGACGUGGUCGUGGACGUGGAGGUGGACGUGGACGUGGACGUGGACGUGGUCGUGGACGUGGACGUGGACGUGGAGGUGGACGUGGACCUGGACGUGGACCUGGACGUGGACGUGGGCGUGGACGUGGACCUGGACGUGGACUUGGACGUGGACCUGGACCUGGACGUGGACUUGGACGUGGACAUGGAUGUGGACGUGGACGUGGACGUGGACGUAGACGUGGACGUGGACCUGGUCGUGGACGUGGACGUGGUCGUGGACGUGGUCGUGCUCGUGGACGUUGACGUGGACGUGGACGUGGACGUGGAGGUGGACGUGGACGUGGAAGUGGACGUGGUCGUGGACGUGGUCGUGGUCAUGGACGUGGACGUGGACGAAGACGUGGACGUGGACGUGGUCGUGGUCGUGGACAUGGACGUGGUCGUGGACGGGUUCGUGGACGUGGACGCGGACGUGGACGUGGACGUGGACGUGGACGCGGACGUGGACGUGGACGGGGUCGUGGACGUGGACGCGGACGUGGACGUGGACGUGGUUGGGGACGCGGACGUGGACGUGGACUUGGACGCGGACGUGGACGGGGACGUGGACGUGGUCGGGGACGUGGACGUGGACGUGGACGUGGACCUGGACGGGGACGUGGACGUGGACGUGGUCGUGGACGUGGACGUGGACGUGGACGUGGACGUGGACGUGGACGUGGUCGUGGACGUGGUCGUGGUCGUGGACGUGGACGUGGUCGUGGACGUGGACGUGGACGUUGACGUGGUCGUGGACGUGGACGUGGACGUGGUCGUGGACGUGGACGUGGUCGUGGUCGUGGUCGUGGACGUGGUCGUGGACGUGGACGUGGUCGUGGACGUGGUCGUGGACCUGGAUGUGGUUGAGGACGUGGACGUGGUCGUGGACGUGGUCGUGGAGGUGGACGUGGACGUGGACUUGGACGUGGACGUGGAUGUGGAUGUGGACGUGGACGUGGACGUGGACGUGGACGUGGACUUGGACGUGGACGUGGACGUGGACGUGGACGUGGUCUUGGACGUGGACGUGGACGUGGUCGUGGUCGUGGACGUGGACGUCGACGUGGACGUGGUCGUGGUCGUGGACGUGGGCGUGGACUUGGACGUGGACGUGGACGUGGACGUGGUCGUGGACGUGGACGUGGACGUGGACGUGGACGUGGUCGUGGUCGUGGACUUGGACGUCGACGUGGACGUGGACGUGGACGUGGACUUGGACGUGGACGUGGACGUGGACUUGGACGUGGACGUGGACGUGGACGUGGUCGUGGUCGUGGUCGUGGACGUGGACGUGGACGUGGACGUGGACGUGGACGCGGACGUGGUCGUGGUCGUGGUCGUGGACGUGGACGCGGACGUGGACGCGGACGUGGACGCGGACGUGGACGCGGACGUGGACGCGGACGUGGACGCAGAUGUGGACGUGGUCAUGGACCUAGUGGACGUGGACGUGGACGUGGAAGUGGACGUGGACGUGGUCGUGGACGUGGUCGUGGACGUGGUCGUGGAGGUGGUCGUGGACGUGGACGUGGACGUGGACGUGGACGUGGACGUGGAUGUGGACGUGGACGUGGACGUGGAGGUGGACGUGGACGUGGACUUGGACGUGGACGUGGACGUGGACGUGGACGUGGUCGUGGACGUGGACGUGGACGUGGACGUGGACGUGGUCGUGGUCGUGGACUUGGACGUCGACGUGGACGUGGACGUGGACGUGGACUUGGACGUGGACGUGGACGUGGACUUGGACGUGGACGUGGACGUGGACGUGGACGUGGUCGUGGUCGUGGUCGUGGACGUGGACGUGGACGUGGACGUGGACGCGGACGUGGUCGUGGUCGUGGACGUGGACGCGGACGUGGACGCGGACGUGGACGCGGACGUGGACGCGGACGUGGACGCGGACGUGGACGCGGACGUGGACGCGGACGUGGACGCGGACGCGCGGACGUGGACGUGGACGUGGACGUGGGGUCGACGUGGACGUGGGCGUGGACGUGAACGUGGCGUCAACGUGGACGUGGGCGUGGACGUGGGCGUGGACGUGGACCUGGACGUGGACGUGGACGUGGAUGUGGACGUGGACGUGGACGUGGAGGUGGACGUGGACGUGGACUUGGACGUGGACGUGGACGUGGACGUGGUCGUGGACGUGGACGUGGACGUGGACGUGGACGUGGACUUGGACGUGGACGUGGACGUGGACGUGGACGUGGUCGUGGUCGUGGUCGUGGACGUGGACGUGGACGUGGACGUGGACGUGGACGCGGACGUGGUCGUGGUCGUGGUCGUGGACGUGGACGCGGACGUGGACGCGGACAUGGACGCGGACGUGGACGCGGACGUGGACGCGGACGUGGACGCGGACGUGGACGCGGAUGUGGACGCGGACGCGCGGACGUGGACGUGGACGUGGACGUGGGGUCGACGUGGACGUGGGCGUGGACGUGAACGUGGCGUCAACGUGGACGUGGGCGUGGACGUGGACCUGGACGUGGACGUGGACAUGGACAUGGACGUGGACGUGGUCGUGGACGUGGACGUGGUCGUGGACGUUGAUGUGAAUGUGCACGUGGACGUGGACGUGGACGUGGUCGUGGACGUGGACGUGGACGUGGACGUGGACGUGGACGUGGUCGUGGACGUGGACGUGGACGUGGACGUGGACGUGGACGUGGUCGUGGACGUGGACGUGGACGUGGUCGUGGACGUGGACGUGGACGUGGUCGUGGUCGUGGACGUGGACGUGGUCGUGGACGUGGACGUGGACGUGGACGUGGUCGUGGUCGUGGACGUGGAUGUGGUCGUGGUCGUGGACGUGGACGUGGUCGUGGACGUGGACGUGGACGUGGACGUUGACGUGGUCGUGGACGUGGACGUGGACGUGGACGUGGACGUGGACGUGGACGUGGACGUGGUCGUGGUCGUGGACGUGGACGUGGUCGUGGACGUGGACGUGGACGUGGACGUGGACGUGGUCCUGGACGUGGUCGUGGACGUGGUCGUGGUCGUGGACGUGGUCGUGGACGUGAACGUGGACGUGGAAGUGGACGUGGUCGUGGACGUGCACGUGGACGCGGACGCAGACGUGGACGUGGACGCGGACGCGGACGUUGACGUGGACGUGGUCGUGGACGUGGACGUGGACGUGGACGCGGACGUGGACGUGGACGUGGACGCGGACGUGGACGCGGACGUGGUGGACGUGGUCGUGGACGCGGACUUGGACGUGGACGUGGACGUGGACGGGGACGUGGACGGGGACGUGGACGUGGACGUGGACGUGGUCGUGGACCUGGACGUGGACGUGGACGUGGUUGUGGACCUGGACGUGGACGUGGACGUGGACGUGGACGUGGUCCUGGACGUGGUCGUGGACGUGGACGUGGACGUGGACUUGGACGUGGUCGUGGACUUGGUCGUGGACGUGGACCUGGACGUGGACGUCGACGUGGACGUGGUUGUGGACGUGGUCGUGGACGUGGACGUCGACGUGGACGUGGACGUGGACGUGGUCGUGGACGUGGUCGUGGACGUGGUCGUGGACGUGGACUUGGACGUGGUCGUGGACGUGGUCGUGGACGUGGACGUGGACGUGGACGUGGUCGUGGUCGUGGACGUGGACGUGGUCGUGGACGUGGACGUGGACGUGGUCGUGGACGUGGACGUGGACGUGGACGUGGACCUUGACGUGGACGUGGACCUGGACGUGGUCGUGGACCUGGACGUGGCCGUGGACGUGGACGUGGACCUGGUCGUGGACGUCGACGUGGACGUGGACGUGGUCGUGGACGUGGUCGUGGACGUGGACGUGGCCGUGGACGUGGACCUGGACGUGGACGUGGUCGUGGACAUGGACCUGGACGUGGACGUGGUCGUGGACGUGGACGUGGACGUGGCCGUGGACGUGGACGUGGACGUGGACGUGGACGUGGACGUGGACGUGGACGUGGACGUGGUCGUGGACGUGGACGUGGUCGUGGACGUGGACGUGGUCGUGGACGUGGACGUGGUCGUGGACGUGGUCGUGGACGUGGACGUGGACGUGGACGUGGACGUGGACGUGGUCGUGGACGUGGUCGUGGACGUGGACGUGGACGCGGACGUGGACGUGGACGCGGACGCGGACGUGGACGCGGUCGUGGAUGUGGACGUGGACGUGGACGCGGACUUGGACGUGGACGUGGACGUGGACUUGGACGUGGACGUGGACGUGGACUUGGACGUGGACGUGGACGCGGACUUGGUCGUGGACGUGGACGCGGACGCGGACGUGGACGUGGACGUGGUCGUGGACGUGGACGUGGACACGGACGUGGACGUGGUCGUGGACGUGGACGCGGACGUGGACGUGGAAGUGGACGUGGACGCGGAAGUGGACGUGGACGCGGACGUGGACGUGGACGUGGACGUGGACGUGGACGUGGACGUGGACGUGGACGUGGUCGUGGACGUGGACGUGGACGUGGACGUGGACGCGGACGUGGACGCGGACGUGGACGUGGUCGUGGACGUGGUCGUGGUCGUGGUCGUAGACGUGGACGUGGUCGUGGACGUGGACGUGGACGUGGUCGUGGACGUGGACGUGGACGUGGACGGGGACGUGGACGUGGACGUGGACCUGGACGUGGACGUGGACGUGGACGUGGUCGUGGUCGUGGACGUGGACGUGGACGUGGACGUGGUCCUGGACGUGGUCGUGGACGUGGACGUGGACUUGGAAGUGGACGUGGACGUGGACGUGGAGGUGGACGUGGAGGUGGACAUGGACGUGGACGUCGACGUGGACGUGGACGUGGAGGUGGACGUGGACGUGGACAUGGACGUGGACGUCGACGUCGACGUGGACGUGGAGGUGGACGUGGACGUGGGCGUGGACGUGGGCGUGGACGUGGACGUGGACGUGGACGUGGACUUGGACGUCGACGUGGACGUGGACGUGGUCGUGGACGUGGACGUGAACGUGGACGUGGACCUGGACGUGGACUUGGAUGUGGACAUGGACGUGGACGUGGACGUGGACGUGGAGGUGGAGGUGGACGUAGACGUGGACGUGGACGUGGUCGUGGUC